AAGAAUAUACUUAUGUUGCUAAAUAAGAUAAUAAAAUAAUCCCAUACUAUAUUUCUUGACAGAAAAACUAUUAAAAUAUAUAUAUGAUAAAAAUUUCUUUUGUGAACCAAAAUAUGUUUUGUUUUGCUAAUGAACAUGAGGUAUUUUGGAAAAAUGGUAAAGAAGUGCAGAGUCAAGUCAUAGCGACUAAUAAUGGAUUCUUUUCUUAAAUUGUAUGCUUAUUUUAAUUCUCACAGUCUUUUUGUUUGGGUCUGUGACAGAUCUAACAAAAGAUCUUUUAGACCCAUGAUUCUUCCCAAAAUUAAAGAAUUAAGUCGGAACCAGUUACCCACAAUGUCUCAUCUAAGAAAGGACUCACAGACCAGCAGCCAAGCAGAUGACGCAAUGGACAGGAGUGGGCUCCCUGACCUUCAAGGAAGAUUUGAGCUAUCUGGGAAAAGCAGACAGUAUCCAGUGGAUGCAUUGGAACCCCAACCCAGCAUUGGGGAUGUUAAGGACAUUAAAAAAGCAGCCAAGUCUGUGUUAGACCCAGCACAUAAAUCUCAUUUCCACCCUGUGACCCCAAAUUUAGUAUUCUUGUGUUUCAUAUUUGAUGGGUUACACGAGGCAUUACUGAGUGUUGGAGUGAGCAAGAGGUCUAAUAUUGUGGUUGGGAAUGAGAACAAGGAAAUGGGUACUCCUUAUGCUAGCGGAUUCAAAGAUAUGCCUAACUUUAUUGCCCUUGAGAAGUCAUCAGUUCUCCGCCACUGCUGUGCUUUGAUAGGCAUUGCCGCUGGAUCAGGUGAUAAGAUUUGCGCCAGCAGUCUCCAAGUUCAGAGACGAUUCAAGGCAAUGAUGGCAUCUAUUGGAAGACAUUCACAUGGUGAGACUGCUGAUCUGCUAAUUAGCUACAAUGCAGAAUCAGCCAUAGAUUGGAUCAGCUCAAGACCGUGGGUUGGAGAAUUAGUGUUCACAUUUCAGUUUGGAGACUUUGAAUCCCUUCUAUGCAAGCUACGCAAGUCAAGUUAGUUGCCAAGAAAGCACAGAUGACAACCUAUUAUGCUGUGAGAAUGUUUUUAGAUCAGUGCGUGGUUGGCUCCAUUGCUCUACGGGCCAUUGUGUCUGAGAUCCCAGUCUUUGAAGAGAAAAAAACAAUGGUUAAAAAGGCAUUGGGGAAAUAUUUUGAGUUUGGGGGUGUACUUUGCCACCCCAUUAUUGGCGAGCUAUCACCGCGAAUGUUCCCAAACUUAGCAACAGCGGCAAACUACUGGGCCAACAUGAGGAACCCCACGUUUUAGGGAUUUACAGCUCCUGAUGUUAUACCAGGAUCAACCAUCACACUCCCUUUGCUUCAAAUGGUAUCUACCCAGUAAGAUCUUGAGGGGGGACUGUUGGGUGGAAUCAUAGAUCCAUGCACUCCUAACAUGAAGUAAUUCUCAUUA
This is a messenger RNA of Nomascus leucogenys (northern white-cheeked gibbon), 1421 nucleotides long. RefSeq names its product endogenous Bornavirus like nucleoprotein 2 (gene EBLN2). The record is from RefSeq and is a predicted model, not a curated record. Lineage: Eukaryota; Metazoa; Chordata; Mammalia; Primates; Hylobatidae.